Molecule: messenger RNA, 2415 nt
Organism: Rhinocladiella mackenziei CBS 650.93
Lineage: Eukaryota; Fungi; Ascomycota; Eurotiomycetes; Chaetothyriales; Herpotrichiellaceae
Exons: 1
Coding region: 1-2415 (804 amino acids)
Cellular component (GO): nucleus
Source: RefSeq, a predicted model, not a curated record
AUGUUGCCCCAUUCACUAGAAGAGGACUUGCCAGAGCUCAACGCCAUCCUAGCUCCCCCACCAUUAAUGGCGACAGGUACAAAUGACUCUCUUCGAAGAUCACCGCGAAAGAAAACCACAACCACAUCAUAUAUCGACAAGUCUCCGAAGAAGAAACUGCGAGGUAUCGCCAGUCCAAAGAAACCAGCACCCAUCAGCUCUCUCAAAUCGUCGACAGACACUAGGUCUCUCACCAUAUCAACAGGCUCGGCCAAGGUACCUCCAUCCAUCGUAGACAGCACUCCUCUUCUGCCUUGUCAUUCGACAGUGUUUCCGAGCACCACCACUUCCAGCAAUCGUCACUCACCUGCCACGGGCCAAAGAAGUCUCACGCUCGCCCAUGUUGACACCUUCCUUCUCCCUUUGAAGGCCACGGCACUGGAGGAACAAUGUUCCGAUACAAUCGUUCCUCGCUCACUGACGAAGGCUGGACGGUUGCGAGUUUUGGAUGACAAGGACCGAUCAAUGAUGUCUCUCAUGACAGAAACAGCGAGAGAAUCGAAUGCAAAACGUGUACCUCAGAAGAUGAUCCAAGCGUCCGCCGACGCAGGCCGAUUUGUCUUGAAGGAAGCCCGAUGUAACGAUGACGAAGACGACUCCGUUGAUGAAGACGAUGAGGAUGAGGACACCGAUUUGAGCGGGUUUAUUGUGGACGACGAUGCUGAACUUAGCUAUCAUAGCUCUUCAGCAACAGAGCCGGACGAUAGUGAUGGAAGGAAACAGCUCAAGAAUGUUCCUCGACCAGCUCCACGACGAAGACUUCAACGAGGAUUGCCUAAUCGAAGAGUGACAGAUUCCUCUGACGAAGAAUCUGAUUCACACAAAGAGGAACAUCUGGGGAAAGUGCUGUCGAAAGCUUUUGAAAAUAUCCGUUUGAAUGAGGGAGGUGCGCACGAAACGAGGGAAAAAGAGAUCGAAGUGAUUGAUCUCACUUCUUCUCCGAGUAAUGUACCUGACCUUGAUUUGAACACACGCCGUGGCCCGAUCUCACAUCAACCUCCAGUCUCUCGUUCAGUGAAAAGGGCCUCAGACAAUUCACAUCCUUUUGAUGAGUUCGAUGGCAUCCUCAAGAUGGCUCCUCCGUCCUCAAAGCCCACGCUUCGGAUUCCAUCGAAAGCCAUGUCGCCUCAGGGACCCAUCGACCUCGACGGCACAGAGGACGCGGACGGAUCAGCCGAGGUGACGGAUGAUCGCUUCAGAACGCCGCCAGCCACUCCUUCCCGAUUGCUAUCCAAACCGAGGUCACCAUCGAAGCUCUUGUCUCCGUCAAAGCGACAGCAUAUUCCUCAGUCACCCCAUCGUCAGAGUAUGGAUGCGUUUUGGGAUCAUAAUGUGAUCAACGAAUGGAACGAUGAGUUCUCUCCGCAGAAAGCACCCGCGACGUCCCCGAGAAAGCGUGGACUUGCCCGUUUUCCAAAUUGGUCAGACUCGGAGGAAGAGAAGGAACAAGAAUAUCCAGGCAGUUCAGAUUUGCUUCCCAGUCCCUGUUCUUCACCGAGGAAGUCGCGGUCACCAACUAAGCGUCCACAGAAAGAGGAGAAGAGACAGCUGUUAGAAGAGAAACGGGCAGCUCUAUCGCAGAAGAAGGACUUCGAUGCCCGAAAGAAGCAACUUGCCGUCGAUUUGCUGUAUGAACUUGACACAAAGGUUGCCAAUUCACAACUCGGAAAACUGGCAUCCAGUACUGGUGGUGUUCAGAUAAAAUGGUCCAAAACUCUUCGGUCCACAGCCGGCAGAGCAAACUGGAAAAGAUCCGUCAUCAAACCGUCAGGGUCACCGGUUAAAGACACGGAGCAGAUCGGUCCCGGAGUGACAGUCCAGCAUUACGCGACUAUCGAGUUGGCCGAAAAAAUCAUCGACUGCGAAGGUCGACUAGUCAAUACUCUGGCUCACGAGUUUUGUCACUUGGCAAAUUUCAUGAUCAGCAAUGUCCGCGACCAACCGCACGGGGCCUCAUUCAAGAAAUGGUCGGCGAAAGUGACGGCCCACCUCCGACAGAGCGACGUUGAUAUCUGGCGCCAGGUCAACGUCACCACCAAACACAACUAUGUGAUCAACCACAAAUAUCUGUGGGUGUGUAUAGGCAGGGACAGGACGCGCACCAUGGACUUUCUCAACCUGGAUGAAGAUGAAGGCUGCGGGGCAGAGUACGGUCGGCAUAGCAAGAGUAUCGACACCGAGAAGCAUCGAUGUGGUAGGUGUAAGGGACGCCUACUUCAAGUGAGGCCAAGGCUGAGAGCAAGUCCGCGGAAGAAAUUGAGCGAAGAGAGCGCGGGGACUUCUUCAAGUUCGAGUUUGGCUUCGAGGAGCACAAGUGCGAGUGGAUCGGGGAGUGUCUUGGGCAGCAUGAUCGAGACAGUGGUGUUGAGUGACUGA